AUGUAUUCAAAAGGCUUUGAAAUUUUACAGCAGACAUCAUAUAGUGAAUAAGCAUAAAAAUAAAUUUGGUCAUAAAUUCAAGCAAUUUAAAAUCUUCCUGAUUUGAUAAAUGUGAAUUUUAAAAUAAUUAAAAUUUCAGGAUAGCUUUACUUACAAGUAAUUCUUUGAUUUAAAAACCAAGAUGAAAGGUGAAUUAAUAAAUAUUGGUCCUCAAUCAAUUAUGUUCGAUCUUUAUUUUUAAAUCCAAUACAAAAUGGUUUAAGAUGUAAAAUUAUGA
Molecule: messenger RNA, 277 nt
Organism: Paramecium sonneborni
Lineage: Eukaryota; Ciliophora; Oligohymenophorea; Peniculida; Parameciidae
Source: the annotation of a GenBank genome assembly